Lotus japonicus is the source of this 2520-nucleotide messenger RNA. RefSeq names its product probable LRR receptor-like serine/threonine-protein kinase At1g63430. Gene Ontology annotation, biological process: protein phosphorylation. NCBI's taxonomy places the organism in Eukaryota, Viridiplantae, Streptophyta, Magnoliopsida, Fabales, Fabaceae. The transcript has 13 exons. The coding region runs from base 241 to 2259 and encodes 672 amino acids. The record is from RefSeq and is a predicted model, not a curated record. Gene Ontology annotation, molecular function: ATP binding; protein kinase activity; protein binding.
UGUUCUCUUAACCAGAAUCAAUUCUUGACACUUUCUUGCUUUGCCUAAAAUCUCUUAAACAGAAUCAAUUUUGAGUUUUGAGUCUCUUGUUUCUGGGCCUUUUCCUCGUACAGAGUCCAGUGUCAGUGUCACCCUCACAAUUUUUGUUUGCAUUCAAAUUCCUCUUUCUCUCGUGAUUUCACUUUCUUCCACCUUCCAUUCCUUUUGGAUUUUCUUUCCUGCAAAACCUGCUCUCUGACAAUGCGAAUUUUCAGUACCUCUGAACUCGCUGUAGCUCAUGUUCCACGCUCAUUGUUGUUUCUCGUUUGGGUUUCCACGCUCUCUCUUGUGGCGUCGCAAAUUGCACCCUCAAAUGAAGGUUUGGCACUUACAAGGUUCAAAGAAGACAUCUAUGAAGACCCAGAUCACGUUUUAUACAAUUGGAAUCCUCUCAUAUCAGAUCCUUGUGACUGGUUUGGGGUUUCUUGUACUGUGGCUAGAGAUCAUGUCAUCAAGCUAAACAUCUCAGGUUCAUCACUGAAGGGGUUUCUUGCACCAGAGUUAGGGCAAAUCACCUAUUUGCAAGAACUAAUUUUGCAUGGAAACAAUCUGAUUGGAAUAAUACCUAAGGAGUUGUGUGUGUUGAAGUCUCUCAAGGUGUUGGAUUUGGGAAUGAAUCAGCUAACGGGACCGAUUCCUCCAGAGAUUGGAAAUAUGACCCAGCUUGUGAACAUAAACCUGCAGUCCAAUGGGUUGACUGGUACGCUGCCUCCGGAACUUGGAAAUUUGAGAUACCUUCAAGAGCUUUGGCUGGAUAGGAAUAAGCUUCAAGGACCUGUUCCUGCUGGCGGCAGUUCGAACUAUGAUUCAAAUAAGAAUGGGAUGAAUGCAUCAGAGGAGAAUAUAACUGGCUUCUGUAAUUCGUCUCAAUUAAAAGUAGCAGACUUUUCAUAUAAUUUCUUAGUUGGUAGCAUACCAAAAUGCUUGGAGAAUCUUGAAAGCUUAAGCUAUCAAGGGAACUGCCUGCAGAGCAAAGACAUCAAGCAGCGGCCUUCGAUGCAAUGUGCUGGUGCUUCACCUGCCAAGAGUCAGCCAGUGGUGAACCCAAACCACCAACCUGCUGAAAAUGUGCCCAAGCAUCAUGGGUCAUCAAAACCUUCUUGGCUUUUAGCUAUAGAAAUAGUAAUGGGAACUAUGGUCGGUUCUCUCUUUCUGGUUGCUGUUCUCGCUGCUUUCCAGAGGUGUAACAAAAAAUCAGCUAUCAUUAUUCCUUGGAAAAAAUCUGCAAGCCAGAAAGAUCAUAUGACAGUUUAUAUAGACCCUGAGAUGUUAAAGGAUGUGAGAAGGUAUAGCAGACAAGAUCUUGAAGUGGCAUGUGAAGACUUCAGCAACAUAAUAGGAUCCUCACCAGACAGUGUGGUCUACAAGGGGACCAUGAAAGGUGGACCUGAGAUUGCUGUAAUUUCUCUCUGCAUUAGGGAGGAGCAAUGGACAGGGUACCUUGAACUCUAUUUUCAGAGAGAGGUGGCAGAAUUGGCAAGGCUAAACCAUGAGAAUACUGGAAAGUUACUGGGCUAUUGUAGAGAGAGCACUCCAUUUACAAGGAUGUUGGUUUUUGAUUAUGCUUCAAAUGGGACACUCCAUGAGCACCUACAUUGUUAUGAAGAAGGAUGCCAGUUCUCUUGGGCACGGCGUAUGAAUAUUGCUAUAGGCAUUGCACGCGGACUCAGAUAUUUGCACACAGAAGUUGAACCUCCAUUCACUAUCUCAGAGCUGAAUUCUAAUGCUGUAUACCUUACAGACGAAUUUUCCCCUAAGUUGAUUGAUUUUGAAAGUUGGAAGACAAUUCUUGAAAGAUCAGAAAAGAAUUCUGGUUCAAUUAGCAGCCAAGGUGCUGUUUGUGUUCUUCCAAACUCCCUUGAGGCGCGCCAUCUUGAUAUCCAAGGAAAUGUUCAUGCUUUUGGGGUACUCCUACUAGAGGUAAUCAGCGGGAGGCCUCCAUACUGUAAGGACAAAGGGUACUUAGUGGACUGGGCCAAGCAGUAUCUUGAAAUGCCAGAAGUAAUGUCACAUUUGGUAGAUCCUGAAUUGAAAAACUUUAAACAUGAUGACCUCAAAGUGAUAUGCGAGGUAGUAAGUCUUUGUAUCAAUCCUGAUGCAACUGCGCGUCCAUCUAUGCGAGAAUUAUGUAGCAUGCUGGAGAGCAGAAUCGACACAUCAGUGAGCGUGGAUCUCAAGUCAUCAUCUUUGGCUUGGGCAGAACUUGCACUUCUAUCUUAAGAUAGUAUUCAAAACUAACAAAUCUACACUGAAGCAGAGAUAUACACAAGUAAUUUUUCUCAAUACUUGUCUGUUUUUUUCUCCCUUCCAUUUUAUUUUUAUGUAAAUGAUUACCAAUAAGGUAUGUGUUAGAUAAGCGCGACAAGAUCUCGUUGUAUAGAAGUAGCAGACAAGUAAUCCAGAAGUUGUUAAAUAGAAGAAGAUUGUAUCAGACAAAUGUUUCCCUUGAUGUACUAUUAUAUUGAGCAUAAUUGUUUUAUU